Molecule: messenger RNA, 1701 nt
Organism: Brettanomyces nanus
Lineage: Eukaryota; Fungi; Ascomycota; Pichiomycetes; Pichiales; Pichiaceae
Exons: 1
Coding region: 1-1701 (566 amino acids)
Biological process (GO): ceramide biosynthetic process; sphingosine biosynthetic process
Cellular component (GO): endoplasmic reticulum
Molecular function (GO): pyridoxal phosphate binding; serine C-palmitoyltransferase activity
Source: RefSeq, a predicted model, not a curated record
AUGGAAACGCGAACACAAGAAACCCCGCAGUUCUUUCUUACGCUGGCCUCUACGCUCGCUACCGUCUGGUACUCGUUUCUUGACCUGUUCAAGAGUGUGCCUGGUGGUGCAUGGGUUCUCGACUAUAUUCGUGCUUCUCAUAAGAAUGAUCCAUGGCGUACUUUAUUGGAAGUUCUUCUUGCUCUUCUUGCAAUUCGUUACUUUUUGGCCUCUAAAUAUUCUCAGGAUGAGAAUGAUAAGGUGACUCUCAAUGAGCGAGAGGUCGACGAUUUGAUUGAUGAUUGGGAACCUGACCCUAUUGUUCCUCCUUUAAGGCGUGACGAGAGGUGGCAGUUGGACUCUAUUCCCUUAAUUAAAGGUGGUAUCAGUUCUCACGUCACUGUCGAAGACCCAAGUACAGGGAACAUUACUACGGACGUUCUCAGUUUUGCUUGCAAGGAUUAUUUGGCCAUGGGAACCAAUGAAACUGUCAAGCAAAAUUCCAUCAAGGAGAUAAGAGCAGCCGGUGUCGGUGCAUGCGGUCCACCAAAUUUCUAUGGUACUCAGGACGUUCAUGUGCGUGUUUGUGAGGACCUUGCACGGUUUUUGGGUGCAGAGGAAGGCAUCAUUUACGGUCAAGAUUUCUGUACACCUACAUCGGUGUUACCCUGCUUCUUGAAGCGUGGUGAUAUCAUAAUCAUGGAUGGUGGUGUUAAUUUGGCCCUUCAGAAAUCAGCCUUAAUUUCCCGUUGUGAUGUCGAAUGGUUCAAUCACAACGAUCUGGACCACUUGGAAGAGAUUCUGGAGAGCCUAAAGGAGGAUUUAUCUGAAGGUCCAUUGAACCGUCGUUUCAUCGUCACUGAAGGCUUGUUUGAAAACUUUGGAGACUCUCCUGAUUUGAAGAGACUCGUCGAGAUAAAAAAUCAUUACAAGUUUCGUUUGGUUCUUGACGAAACAAACUCGGUCGGUACUCUUGGUGCCAACGGACGUGGUCUUCCUGAAGUCUAUGGAAUUCCUCGCGAUCAAAUUGAAAUUACAAUUGGUUCAAUGGCUCAAGCUCUGGGUUCUAGUGGUGGAUACUGUGUAGGAUGUCACGACAUGAUCUAUCACCAAAUUCUAUCCUCUAAUGCUUACGUUUUUUCUGCUUCCUUGCCUUCCUACUGUGCCGUUGCUGCAUCUACCACCAUACAUCUUCUUGAAGAUUCGGAAAAAUCCGGUGCUGUUAAUCCUUAUAUCCAGCCACUCGUUGAAAAUUCCAAGUAUCUUCAUCAGUCGUUUAGAAAUUCUCUUGUUCUCAAGAAUUUCCUGAUUGUCAGAUCUGCUGACUAUUCCCCCGUUGUUCAUUUGAGAAUUAAUCCUCUUCUACGGAAGUCUUUAGAUCUCCCUGAAGGUUAUGGUGGCCCUGGUUCUGUAAUCAUUAAAGCCGUGAAAAAGGGUCACGAGGAACUCUACUUUGAUGCCAGAUAUAACACUGAGAGUUACAUUCUUCAACUCAUCAUAAACAAAUGUGUUGAGAACAAGGUGCUCUUAACAAGAACUAAGCGCGUCUUGCACCACGAGAUUCUUCCUGUGGUGCCUGAGCUUAUCCUUCAUUGCAACUCAAAAUUUUCUAAACCUGAGUUGAAGCGUGCCGUUUCCGUGGUGGAGCAGGCCGUUACUGGCGUAUUACGUGGACUUACUAAAUCCAAGUUUGCUGAAUAUGCUGCAGAUCUUGAAAACUAG